AGUGUGUCCAAAGCUGAGAGUUGAAUCUGUUCUCCUUCCUCUGUUUCUCUCGCACUCUCGCGCUCUCACAUUGCUCCGCUUGCGUUUUUAUGCCUUCGAGGUGGGUUUCACAGUGACCCUAGUGAUAGAAUACGGUCGAGGAAGGUCGGGAGCGGUGUGAGUUUCGAAGCAUUUGUGCGGAAUCUGCGCAAUCGAGGUGUCAGGGACGAGUGCGCCCGGUGGAGUGGAGCAGCUUAGGGGGGCGACAUGAGUGUCCCUCCGGUAUCGUCCAAUGUGCACGGGCAGCUGGACGCACAGAUUGCUCAGCUCAUACAAUGCAAGCCUUUGCCCGAGCUUGAGGUUAGAGCAUUGUGCGAGAAGGCGAAGGAGAUCUUGAUGGAAGAGAACAAUGUUCAGCCUGUGAAGUGCCCUGUUACUAUAUGCGGAGACAUACACGGCCAGUUCCAUGAUCUUGCGGAGCUAUUUCGGAUCGGAGGAAUGUGCCCAGAUACCAACUACUUAUUCAUGGGCGAUUACGUUGACCGAGGUUACUACUCUGUCGAGACGGCUACACUUUUGGUGGCAUUGAAGGUUCGGCACCAAGACCGUAUAACCAUCUUGCGUGGAAACCAUGAGAGUCGGCAGAUUACUCAAGUGUACGGAUUCUAUGACGAGUGUCUUCGAAAGUAUGGAAAUGCCAACGUUUGGAAGAUUUUUACGGACCUUUUUGAUUAUUUUCCUUUGACUGCCCUGGUUGAGUCAGAGAUAUUUUGUUUGCAUGGAGGGUUGUCGCCAAGCAUAGAUUCAUUGGAUCACAUUCGUGACCUGGAUAGGGUGCAAGAAGUUCCACAUGAGGGUCCGAUGUGUGAUCUGUUAUGGUCCGACCCUGACGACCGUUGUGGAUGGGGCAUUUCACCUCGUGGUGCUGGCUACACUUUUGGUCAGGAUAUUUCGGAGCAGUUUAACCACAACAACAAUCUUAAGCUUGUUGCAAGGGCUCACCAACUAGUUAUGGAGGGUUACAAUUGGGGGCAUGAACAAAAGGUGGUCACUAUAUUCAGCGCACCUAAUUACUGCUAUCGCUGUGGUAAUAUGGCCGCUAUACUAGAAGUCCACGACAACAUGGCUCACACAUUUAUCCAGUUCGAACCAGCUCCAAGACGGGGUGAACCAGAUGUCACCCGGCGUACGCCCGACUACUUCUUAUGACACGACAUGUACGCGACUUGGUUGUUAAAGCAUGCGUGACCUAAUUUUUAGAAGUUUGUUCCAGCCUGUACUAGUGAUGAUCAAGGUUCUUUUCUGGUAGUUAGCGAGGUGCUGCCAAGCAUUGGCAGCCCCACUUGGUUGCGGGAAGCACGUUUUGUCAUAAAAGUGAUGUAAUUUCUAGGCUAUGAAAGUACAUGUAGGUAGUCACGUUGCGCUUGAUUCUUCAGUCUCCGUAGUGGGUUCAUACUCUUUGCCACUGCAGAGCUGCUCUUUAACGUUUGCUCCUUGUUUAAUUAUAAUUAAUUCUACCUUCAGACACUUUCAUUUUCAAUUUCA
Molecule: messenger RNA, 1524 nt
Organism: Physcomitrium patens
Lineage: Eukaryota; Viridiplantae; Streptophyta; Bryopsida; Funariales; Funariaceae
Product: serine/threonine-protein phosphatase PP2A-2 catalytic subunit
Molecular function (GO): protein serine/threonine phosphatase activity
Source: RefSeq, a predicted model, not a curated record